GAGAGAGUUCAGGACGUUCGUCCGUCUGUCAAGCACAAACACAAGCUUGAGAACGCCGGGGCAUAAACCACGCAGGAAACUGUGACGACUGAUUAGAUAAAUCCAAAGAAAGUGACUUGUGGUGUCUUAGAAGAGGCCUUUUACACCCCGUUAUGGCAAAGUUCCAUGGACCAAGGUUUUUAUUCCUGAUCCUGGCAGGAUUAGUGUUAUGUACUGCAGAUGACAAAAAUGGACCAGAGACAUCCCCCAAGUGCAACUACACCCUCGAAGAAGAAAACGAUACUGUGACAGUGAAAAUUGACAAGAAUGACUCAGCAGACAAAUACAAGAUUAAAUUCACAGACACAUCAGAUGGAAGCUCUACAGAAGAGUCUUUCCCAAUGUCACUUAAAUCAUUUAAGCCUUGCCAAAAUUACGCUGUCACUCUUACUCCUUCCUGUAACCCCACGACUGGAUUUUUUAAAACAAGAGAAUUAGUUGACUCAGAUGUAAACCACACGUUGAAGAUAACUGGGACAAAAGUACAAGUGUGUUUUGAGACCAAAUGGAAUUUGAAUAAAUGUAUUGAUCUCAAUACCAAUAUCUCCUGCACUGGCUAUAUCGUGACUUUUAAAGGAGAUCCCUGCAAGAAAUCUAUCCCUUUCACACUUCCCCCAGUAAAGCCUGUUAUUAGUUAUACAAACGAGUUCCCUACGAAAUUACGUUGGGACAAUCAGCCUUCAAACUGCCUAAAAGACCUCACAUACAACUGCAAUGGUUUGGCAGUUGCAGAUUUUAAAGAUUUGAAACCUAUUCAUAAUCAUAUCUGCACUGGGACAUAUGAUUAUGGGAAUGGAACAGCUACAAGUGAUCCCAUCCCAGUUAAGAUUGAUUGUGAUAUAGUGAAUGAGCCCAGUCUCUCUGUAAGUCAUAAUAGCAUUCAUGCAUCCUGGCAAUUGGAUAGCGAGAAGUGUCCAUCGAUUACCACAGACUUCACCUGGGAUGUAACGUGCAAAGAACAUGAUUACACCAGAUAUUUAAAAGGGCACUGUACCAAGAACUCCUGUGAAUUUUCUAAUUUGAAAAGUUUUACUGAAUAUACUUGUGAGUUUGUAGCGGCUUAUGAAAACAAACCAUUUAACACCACUACCAAAACUACAAAAACCUGGCCUGGACGUAAGUACUGCACACGAUUUUCUAGUUUUCAUGUCUGAUGGUGUUAGUAAUGCAUAAUAACUAACCAUGACCACUAAUCCCAAGUGUUGAUCUGAUACAUAAUCAUUGCAAUAUUUGUUUAUUUGUUGAGAAAAGAUGUACAGUUCCAAGUCCCAUGAUCCUUGUCCUCCUUUCUUUCUCCCACUCUUUCUCUUUUGAUCAACUCCCAAUUAAGCCAUUAUCUAUUCUCACUACAUCUUUAAACUGUUGUUGUUGUCUUAUUUAUUUCUUCUUUGUCAUGGUCCAGCUCCUUAUUUCUUUGUAGACACAGAAGAAUUUGAUCUUUAACCAGUAGGAAGUUGUGUCUACAUAGACAAUAGUAGCAAAUUCAAGCCACAACUAAUUAAGACCAAACUGAUCACAACAUGAUGCAAAAACCACCACAAAGUCUUUCA
This is a messenger RNA of Ictalurus punctatus (channel catfish), 1589 nucleotides long. RefSeq names its product receptor-type tyrosine-protein phosphatase C. The coding region runs from base 153 to 1193 and encodes 346 amino acids. Lineage: Eukaryota; Metazoa; Chordata; Actinopteri; Siluriformes; Ictaluridae. The transcript is spliced from 11 exons. The record is from RefSeq and is a predicted model, not a curated record.